AUGGCCAGCAGAUCUAGAUGCAACCAACCCGGAAGUCGUCUCGACUUUCCGUGGUACACUUUUCCACGAAAUGUUGGGCCCGAGGUUUAUACUAGAUGGAAUGCAAAGCUGGAUUGGGUAAAGAACCGAAACGUUCAUGUGCCCGCAGUGGUAGAUUGUCAGUGGAUGAGUGAAACCGGAUUGAUGGAAGCAAUUGAACCAUAUAUUGAUAAAUCAUUUAAUGGAGUUCAUGGGCAAUUUCUUUGUCUAGGGUGGAGGCAGAUAUUCCAAAUUCAAGAGAUUGUGUACAAGGAACUACUCAUCGAAUUUCUAGCCAUGGUGUCUUUUGCAAGGAAGGAUGGCAUUUAUGCUGACAGCAACCUCACUUUUUGCCUCGGCGGCGAGAGGCGCACUCUUAGCCUUGCGGAUUUUGCACUAAGGGCGGAGAUUUACCUUCCGUCCGAAGUUCAUUCUGAGUCUUAUCAGCAAUAUAUUGCAGGUUGUGUCAGAAAUACAGAGGGGUUUAAAGAAGAAUUGCAUUGGAAUGCAAUUGCAAAUGGAGUUUAUGAAAAAGGAACUGCACAAGAGAGUGACAUCCGCUCUCCUGUCCAUUGA
Messenger RNA from Lactuca virosa, 594 nucleotides. Lineage: Eukaryota; Viridiplantae; Streptophyta; Magnoliopsida; Asterales; Asteraceae. The record is from the annotation of a GenBank genome assembly.